Molecule: messenger RNA, 1254 nt
Organism: Armigeres subalbatus
Lineage: Eukaryota; Metazoa; Arthropoda; Insecta; Diptera; Culicidae
Exons: 3
Coding region: 153-965 (270 amino acids)
Cellular component (GO): nucleus
Molecular function (GO): zinc ion binding
Source: RefSeq, a predicted model, not a curated record
ACGUGAACAAAAAUAUUUGUAAACAAAUCAGUUCUGAACAUUUUGGCUGAGAAAGGAAUUAACAAUAAUAGUAAUUUAUUUAAACACCGUAAUUUUAAUGUAUUAUGCAUUGUAAAGCGUUUAAAUAAUUCAAGACUAUCAGUUCAGGAGCAAUGUCAAAGCGUUGUUGUGCAGCAUCUUGCUAUAAUUCUGUUGCAACUAAUCGAUCAGUUGAGUACUUCGGCUUUCCAAAAAGUACAGAAUUUUCUGCAGCAUGGGCAAAAGCAGCUGGUCGGGAGGAUUUACUAGACAAGAGCAUUAACAACAUCAUCAAGUAUUUCCUCUGUUCAGAACAUUUUUCUAAUGAGUGCUUCCUGGAUCCACCACACAACACAAAACUGAAAAAAACAAUCCGCCCUGUCGUGGUCCCUAUACCGACCAUUUUCCACAAUAAUUUCAAUGAAUGCGUUUCUAAAUCGCUCAAAGAUGACCGGCCCGUCAAUGCCGCCACGCGAGAGGAAGAUAUGAUUGAUUUUUCACUGGGACAAGAACGUGUUUCCGGAAAUCUCAUAAAUGGUGACAGAACAGAUGAUUCUACUGAGAUACAUUUAUCCACAGAAUCGGUCGAAGCACUAAUUCUAACAUCAGAGAACGAUGUGAUAAUCUCCAAUGUAAAUGAAGGUACCAAUGAUCUGGAGGUUUUUGUACCUGGAAUCGGCAGUAGUGAUAAUUUGAAAAUUGGGGAGGAGCACAUGCUGACAAUAAUCGAUCCCGCUACGCCCGAACAAGACCAAAAUGAUGGGGUUUUGGAAGCCGCGGCAUACACAGAGAUCUUUGUUGGUCCCACCAGCUGCCGAUUGUGUCUUUCGACUAAAGAAAACGAACUGCUCAUACCAAUAUUUAGUUAUGGCAGUGAGGCCGCCUAUAUCCUAGAAUCCUUGUUACCUGGGACGUUCCGGCGUAGGCACAUUCGGCGUAAUCUUUAGUUGGUCAUGGAAGUGUCAAUUGUUAGAUAACAUUUCGGGUUGUAAAGUUUCUCAUUUUCUUUGGACAUAUGAAUAUCAUCAUGUUAGCCCAACUACUUGGGUUAUCUCGCAUUGAAACCGGGAAACCGGGCUUAUCUCGCACCUUCCAGGAAAACCCGUUUCUUAUUCAGCCUCUGGUUGACAGCACAAACGCUGUUUGAGCCGUACCUCUUUAAUCAACAGACAUACCUACAGACACUUGUAUUGAGAAAAUACAAAACUGCAACUGUGCCAAACUUACACUCUCACA